Aspergillus nomiae NRRL 13137 is the source of this 1101-nucleotide messenger RNA. RefSeq lists its product as uncharacterized. Gene Ontology annotation, cellular component: membrane. The record is from RefSeq and is a predicted model, not a curated record. The transcript is spliced from 7 exons. Gene Ontology annotation, biological process: magnesium ion transport. Bases 1 to 1101 code for a protein of 366 amino acids. Lineage: Eukaryota; Fungi; Ascomycota; Eurotiomycetes; Eurotiales; Aspergillaceae. Gene Ontology annotation, molecular function: magnesium ion transmembrane transporter activity.
AUGAUAAGUACGUUAUUCCUUGGCCGCGCUUACGAUCUUCCUUUGGUGCAGCCGCUUACUCGCCUGCUCUUGGACAGAUUUAUUGGCCUCGCACUGGCUGUGCUGGCUUCGUUGGCCAUUGGUUCGAGCUAUGUCAUCACCAAGAAGGGCCUUGUACAAGCGGCGGAGAAAUAUGGCUUCAGUGGAGAAGGAUUUGAAUAUCUGCGAAGUCCGCUAUGGUGGUGUGGGAUGACCAUCCUGAUAUCGGGAGAGCUUAUGAACACAGCCGCGUACGCUUUUGCUCCAGCAGUGCUGGUCACUCCGCUCGGGGCGCUCAGCGUACUCAUCAGCGCCUUGAUGGGCGCAUACUUUCUCAACGAGAAUAUACAAGUGCUUGGCAAGCUCGGAGCCGCCAUCUGCCUUUUGGGAUCGGUAUUACUUGUCCUCCAUGCGCCGGGCGACAGGGACAUCCAGACCAUUGAGGAGAUCCUGCACCUCGCCAUUCAACCAGGCUUCCUCAUCUACUGCACCCUCGUCACCGUUUUCUCCAGCUACAUGAUCUACAAAGUCGCCCCGCGACUAGGCCGAACGAACCCGCUCGUCUAUCUAUCGAUCUGCUCCACCGUGGGAUCCAUCUCCGUGAUGUCUGUCAAAGCCUUCGGAAUCGCCAUCAAGCUCACCUUCGCCGGCGACAACCAGUUCACCCACGCGUCCACAUACGUCUUCUCCCUGGUCCUGGUAGUCACCACACUAACUCAGAUGAACUACCUGAACAAAGCAAUGGGCGAAUUCCCCGCGUCGCUAGUAAACGCAAUGUACUACGUCGGCUUCACAACCUGCACCCUCACCGCCUCCGUCAUCUUCUACCAGGGCCUGAACACCAGCGACUGGACCAACAUCACCUCCAUGAUGUGCGGCUUUCUACUCAACUUCAUCGGAAUCUCCCUCCUGACCUUAUCCAAAACAGGGCAGGAGGGCCGUCCGGAGUCCGUCCGUGCCCUGAGCAUGCGGUCGCUUGACUUGUCUCAUGGCCGGUACGAUCAUGUGCGAUCCAGCAGCGUGGAUGUUCCCAGCGCCCUGGAGAGGAGGUCGUCUGGCCUGGAUGCUGCGGAGCGGCAAUAG